Molecule: messenger RNA, 4124 nt
Organism: Macadamia integrifolia
Lineage: Eukaryota; Viridiplantae; Streptophyta; Magnoliopsida; Proteales; Proteaceae
Product: disease resistance protein At4g27190-like
Exons: 4
Coding region: 1445-3748 (767 amino acids)
Molecular function (GO): protein binding; ADP binding
Source: RefSeq, a predicted model, not a curated record
AGCAAAGAACAAAAAACAGAAGCAGAAACAACUUGAAGACUAUAUAGGAACAGCAAAAAUCAAAUUAUAUUGGAAUGGGGUAGUCUGCCAUAUAAAUAUCACCUCUCUUCUGGAGUAAGAUUUAACCCUGAGUGCUAAAAGAAGUUGGGGGACACAGAGCAAAGAAGCGGUUGUUUGAUUAAGGGAUUGAUCAUCCAUCGAUGGGUGGCAGUGGAAACUUCGAGUUCGCACUUCAAUUUUGGAAGAACCCUGACGGAAUGAAAUGGUGGAUAUGUAUUUAAAUGAUUUAUAUUGUGGGUUUUCGUCCGAUUCGAGGUCACGCGCUUAGUCAGUCUUCCACAGACAACCAGGAAAGCGCAUCUCUUCUUAUCAAUGGAGGUGGCCUCCUUUCUCUUGGUCUGCUUGCAUUAUUCGGAAGCUGUGGCCUUGCCUUCAUUCUUCCAUCUCUCUGUAGCUGUGACUGGUUAUUACCGUGGGUUUCUGGGUUCUUCCCUUUUCCUCCAAAUGGCGCCUUCCUCUGUUGCUUCUACUCUCUGUACAUGGCUUGUCGCUGCUUGCAUGUUGGUUGCUUGUGAAAAGAGCAUUACUUCAAGCUUUCUGCUUUACAGUCUCCGAGGGAUCCCUUCCGAGGGGAGAGGGACAGGGAGGCCAGAGGGGGUGGGGAAGUGGGACGGAGACGAGACUGGAAAGAAUGGGAGAUGUAGAGGAGAAGAAUGCUGAGAGGAAGGACAUCUCAGAAGCAAGAAUUUUUUGGGUUUUAGAGUUCCUUUUCAUAAUCAAGCUAGUGUCAUGCAUCUAUUCUUAAAGCUCUUCACAACAUCUCAGAAGCAGUGUUUUUUGGGUUUCGUUGCUCGUCUUUUCUCUAAUCAGGGGUGAAAAUUCAUCAAUGGAUUUGCAUGGACAAGUACUAGCUGCCUUUGGGCAACCAAUAGUAGCCAUUGGGCAAUGUUUUUGGGUCCUGCUGAGAUCUCAAAUCAGCUAUGUCAAAAAUCUUGAAAAAAAUUUAAAGAAGCUGGAUGGGAAAGCGAAAGAUCUCUAUUACAAAAGGGAGGAUGUAAACAUAGAGAUAAACAGAGAUACCAUAUAAAAAAUGCCGACAGAAGAAUGUCAAGCUUGGCUUCAGAAGGUGGGAGAGAUGGAAAGUAAAUGCAAUGCCAUAGAUGCAGAGUGCCAAGAAAGUAAGCGUUGCAUUGGUGGAUUGUGCCUCGACAUUUGGUGGCGAAAGAAAAUGGGUAAGAAGAUUGUGAAAAUGAUAGAUGACAUUGUUAAUCUCAAGGACGACUCAAUGUUUUUAGGAAGUUAUGUGGUUGAGGUAUCUCCACAGUCUGUUGAACCAAUUCCUACACCAUCUUAAGAAGGCAGUAAUACAUCAAUUAAUUGUAUUGUCCAGAAGAUAUUAAGAUGCAUAAGGGAUGAUGAUAAGCAGAAAAUUGGCAUAUGGGGUAUGGGUGGAGUUGGAAAGACAACUACUAUGAAGGUCCUACACAAUUCACCCGAAAUUAUAGGUUUGUUCCAAAUGGUUAUUUGGAUAACAAUGUCCAAAGAUGGAGAUAUAAGAAAGGUACAAAAGGAUAUUCUAAAGCGUCUGUCAUUGGAGUUUGAUGAUGAUGAGUCUGUUGAAAGAACCUCCAGUAGAAUUUUUCAGGGAUUCAGCAAUAUGAAGUAUUUGCUGCUUCUAGAUGACUUGUGGCAAAGAAUGGAUUUGGAUAUUAUAGGAAUCCCCAAACCAAGCAAGGAAAAUGGCUGUAAAAUGGUAAUAACAACUCGGUCCAUGGUUGUUUGUAACAAAAUGGAGAUUGAUGAAGCAAUUAAAGUUGAAAUCUUGUCUGAAGAAGAGGCGUGGAACUUGUUUCGUGUAAAGGUUGGCAACGUCGUGGAUUUACAGGAUAUAAGAGAAAUAGCUACACAAGUUGUUCAAGAAUGUCAAGGUUUGCCACUUGCCAUUAUUGUGAUAGGAGGGUCCUUAAGGAAUAAGAGUGACCUCCGUGAAUGGAGAAGUGCAUGGAAGGAGUUGAGGUCAAAUAGGUACGAAAUUAUUGAUGAAAUGGAAGAAUCUGUCUUUAAGAUAUUGAAGUUCAGUUACGAUCUUUUAAAGAGCAACAAUAUAAAGAAGUGCUUUCUAUAUUGUGCUUUAUACCCCGAGGACUAUGAGAUACGGGAAACCGAACUUAUACAAUGUUGGUGGGCAGAGGGUUUCAUUGAUGGUGCUUUAAGCUUGGAUGAGGCAUAUGAUAAAGGGCAUGCUAUAAUAAAUUACCUAAAAGAUGUGUCAUUGUUGGAAGGAGAUGGCCUACAUCCAUGGCUAGUCAAGAUGCAUGAUGUGAUCAGGGAUUUGGCAUUGAUAAUCACAUCAUCAUCAGCAUCAUUGUCUGCUAAAAUGGUGCGAGAGGAUGGUAAUCAGUUCUUGGUUAGAACAAAUAUUGGAAUAGAAGUGGUCUCAAAUGAGGAAGAUUGGGGACAGUUCCAAAGGAUCUCAUUGAUGUGUAAUAAAUUGUGCAGUCUACCUAAGAACCCCACAUCCCUUUUACUAGAGACAUUAUUUUUGCAGGGAAAUCCAAAUUUGAGUAGAAUUCCAGAAUCAUUCUUUGAGCAUAUGCACAAUCUUCGAGUUUUGGACCUAUCAUACACUGCUGUCGGGGAGUUACCAUCUUCUGUUACGAAUUUAGUAAGCCUUCGAGGAUUAUAUCUCGUCCAGUGUCAUGAUUUGGUUACACUACCAUCUCAAAUAGGGAAUCUUAAAAAACUUCAAGUGCUUCAUUUAGGAGGCAGUACUGUUGGGUGUAUCGGCAAUUUUAGGUGCUUACCUAUUGAAAUUCAGCAGCUUACUCUCCUUAGAAGUUUGCAAGUGUCAUUUUAUGGAGGGAUAUCAAGUGGGAAUAGACUGAUGGUUCCUAAUGGGAUUAUAUCUAGGCUCUACCUACUUGAAGACUUGAGCAUAGAUGUAGAAACUGAAGGGCAUAAAUCUCCGAAGUUUGGAGAAACCAUUGCUGAAGAGGUGUGUAGCUUGAAGGAGCUAACUCAACUUCAGUUUCACUUUACAACAUUGGAAAGUUUUGAGUAUUUUCUAAGUGAAAGUUGUCCAUGGAAAAAUCAAAACUUGAAGUCAUUUCAGUUCAUUGUGCAUUGCAACAGUGAAGAGCAAUUCGACCCUAUAAGGAGUUCUGCAGAAGAUGCAUCAGUUACACGAUAUUUACGGCUGUUAGGAGGUAAUUAUACAUCCACUGUAUUUGCAGAGGUACUCCAACGGGCCAAUGGUUUCUAUUUACAAGGCCAUCAGAUUUCUCAAGGACUAUUGGAUUUUGGCUUGGAGAACUUAAAUCAGCUGAAACUAUGUGUUGUUGUUGAAUGCAAUAUGAUGGAGAUCAUCAUCAAUGGAAAUGAUAUAGAUAGUUCAACAUGUGCAGUUUUACCAAACAUGGAAUACUUGGAAGUGAGUACGAUGCCAACUAUGAGGGCCAUUUGGGAAGGGCCGAUGCCACCAGGAAGCUUCAGCCGUUUAGCAUGUUUGGGAAUCAGUAGCUGUGAAAAACUGAGAAAUAUUUUUACAAGGGGCAUACUCCAACAACUUUCAAACCUUGAAGAACUUCAUGUCAAUUUCUGUAAUAACCUCCAAGUAGUAGUGGAUGAAGAGGAAGAAGGUGGUCAUGAUGUUGCUCUUUUCCCAAAAUUGAAGAUUCUCACUCUAAAGCACCUACGCAGACUGAAAGGAUUUGGAAAACAGUUUCUUUUCCCAUGGCACCAUCCUUAGAAACGAUAACAGUUUCUUAUUGUCUAAAUUUGAAGCGUCUCCCUUUGAGUCUGGGGAUUCAGCAGAAUGGAUGUACUACCUCCACUCUAAGGAGGAUUGAGGGCUCAACCAAAUGGUGGGAAGCAUUGGAAUGGGAACAUGAUGAGAGCAAACAACUCCAACCUCUUUUCAAGUGCAAAUAGGGGGCAGAAGAGAGUUUCUUACUCUGGCAUACUGGGAAAAAAUUUUCCCUUCAUUUAUUCUUAUUGUACUCAUCGAAAGCAAAUGUUAUUGUAAAGAAUGACAAUAAAUAUACAUUCAUUCAAAGGCUAUAUCUAUAUAUACAAUCCAUGAAUCCAUCGAGAAAAUAUCAAUGUGUAGUGGAAUUUGAUAACAA